Molecule: messenger RNA, 1073 nt
Organism: Adelges cooleyi (spruce gall adelgid)
Lineage: Eukaryota; Metazoa; Arthropoda; Insecta; Hemiptera; Adelgidae
Exons: 4
Coding region: 89-607 (172 amino acids)
Source: RefSeq, a predicted model, not a curated record
AGCAUAAAAAUCAUUUACGUCCUAGGUUUUAACUAGUUAAAAUACUAGUGUCAGAAUUAUAACCUUUAUAGCACGGAAAAGUAUUAAAAUGUAUACUAAGUAUAUAAUUUUAUUUUGUUUAACAUCUUAUUAUAUUCCAAAAGUAAUUGCUUUUGACGAAUCGGAAAUUUACAUACUCUUUGACGAAAUAAGAAAUGAAGGAGAAAAUUAUGUUACCGCCAGAUCACUAAGGAAAACAUAUCAUAGCAGUGAGCGAUCUGAACUUGUUGACUUGUUAAGAAAUUACGGUAUGGAGAUCACUGAAAACGGUAAACGUGAACAAAGAAUUUAUUUUGUGAAAUUUAAGGAGGCUCUGAUGGAUGGCUACAUAAAUAGAUUUAGUAAAAAGCACGUGGAAACUUUAUUUAACGAAAUCAUCAUAAAAAGUGGCACGUUAAGAAACUAUAUUAUCCGCAACGACUUGAUAAACCAUUACGAAGGAAGAAUUCCUAUAUCUCAAAUCGAUAAUGUUUUGAGUACCUUCGGAGAUCCGAAUUUUCGUGUAAUCCGAUUAGAUUUCCCAGGCUUUAGAAGAGCUGUUAACACUGGUGGUAUUCCAGCCUGGUAGUGAUGCAAGUACGUUCAGACGGUGGCCAAUAAAGUGCAGUUGUAUGAAGAACGCUAAAAUAAUGAUUAUAAAUAAUAAAUUAUAUUAAAAAAAACUAUUAACAAUGUAGUCGCCAUAAUACUAAUAUAAAUUAUAAUAUAUUAUCUAAUACUUGAUUAGGCACUGUCAUUAAACUCAAUAAAAUUAAAAAUAUACCGAAAUAAUAAUUGUACUUGUUAUUGUUUAUAAAUUAUAAGACUUAUAAUAAUUAGCAUAGGUCUUGUACAUUGUUGUUAAACACUUGUUAGAAGACGGCACUUGGCCAAUUUUUUCGAUUUGAUUAAAGGGUUAGGGUUGGGCAACAUUUUUCAACGUUUUAAUUAGAAAAAAACGGGUUUCCGUACUUUUAUUAAUAUUAGUAAUUAGAAGUACUUUGGAUUGUUAAUUUUUUUAUAAACUAUUAUAGAGACUGUUUCAAACGUUUUUA